AUGACGUCAGCAUCAAAUAUUCUGGCACAGAUUGUUAUAACAAUAAGGAGCAAAAAGACAUUCAUUAUCCCGGUCUGCAAUGCACACGCACACAGGCACACGCACACAGGCACACGCACAGGCACACGCACACAGGCACACGCACACAGGCACACGCACACAGGCACACACACAGGCACACACACACAGGCAUACGAACACAGGCACACGAACACAGGCACACGAACACAGGCACACGCACACAGGCACACGCACACAGGCACGCACACAGGCACACGCACACAGGCACACGCGCACAGGCACACGCACACAGGCACACAGGCACACGCACACAGGCACACACACAGGCACACGCACACAGGCACACGCACACAGGCACACAGGCACACGCACACAGGCACACGCACACAGGCACACGCACACAGGCACACACACAGGCACACACACAGGCACACACACAGGCACACACACAGGUACACGCACACAGGCACAUGCACACAGGCACACACACAGGCAUACACACAGGCACACACACAGGUACACGCACACAGGCACACACACAGGCACACACACAGGCACACACACAGGCACACACACAGGUACACGCACACAGGCACAUGCACACAGGCACACACACAGGCACACACACAGGUACAUGCACACAGGCACACACACAGGCAUACACACAGGCACACACACAGGCACACACACAGGCACACACACAGGUACACGCACACAGGCACACACACACAGGCACACACACACACAGGCACACACACACAGGCACACGCACACAGGCACACACACAGGCACACGCACACAGGCACACACACAGGCACACGCACACAGGCAUACACACACAGGCACACACCUUUACUUAGCUAUCUGAAUGGGGACAUACCAUAUGCUUCUAUUGUUUAUAAAAGCUAA
This is a messenger RNA of Xyrauchen texanus (razorback sucker), 930 nucleotides long. RefSeq names its product histidine-rich glycoprotein-like. The record is from RefSeq and is a predicted model, not a curated record. The transcript has 3 exons. Lineage: Eukaryota; Metazoa; Chordata; Actinopteri; Cypriniformes; Catostomidae. The coding region runs from base 1 to 930 and encodes 309 amino acids.